AUGCCCGCCCCAGCCCCAUUCGACAUCAAGCACAUCAUCCGGCCAAACAUCCUCAGGCUCGAGGCGUACCGCUGCGCGCGCGACGACUACAGCGAGGGCAUUCUGCUCGACGCCAACGAGAACAGCUACGGGCCAGCGUACCAGACGUCGAUCAGCGAUAGCGGCGCAGUCACGUCGCAGGUCUGCGCGCAGCAGCUGCACCGGUACCCGGACCCAAUGGGGCGUGCCGUCAAGCAGCGCGUGCUGCAGCUGCGGCCAGAGGUGCCCAGCAUCGACAACGUGUUCCUGGGCGUGGGCAGCGACGAGGUCAUCGACCUUCUCGUGCGCAUAACGUGCCAGCCUGGGCGCGACACCAUCCUGGUGACGCCGCCGACGUACGGCAUGUACAACGUCGUGGCCAGCAUCAACGACGUCAACGUCGCCAAGGUGCCGCUGCUGCUGGAGCCCGGGCGCGAGUUCCAGCUGGACGUCGACGCGGUCAUCCGCGCGGCGACGCAGGACCAGACGGUCAAGAUCGUCUGGCUGUGCUCGCCUGGCAACCCGACGGGCACGCGGCUGGCCGAGGCCGACAUCCGCCGCGUGCUGGAGUCCGAGUACCGCGGGCUGGUGGUCGUCGACGAGGCGUACGUUGACUUUAUGCGCGCCGACCGCGGCGUGUCCUGCGCGCGGCUGGUGGCCGAGUACCCGAACGUCGUGGUCAUGCAGACCAUGAGCAAGAGCUUCGGGCUGGCCGGCAUCCGCCUGGGCCUGGGGCUGGCCAGCAGCGAGCUGGUCGCGUACCUCAACAGCGCCAAGGCGCCCUACAGCCUGUCGACGCUGGCGCUGGACGUGGCGCGCGACGCCCUGAGCCCCGAGGGCAUCGCCAGGAUGCGCGCGGUUGCCGCCGACCUGUGCCGCCAGCGCGACGACGUCCUGAUCCCUGCGCUGCGCAGCCUGCCGCACGUGGCGGCCAUUGUUGGCGGCAACGACGCCAACUUUGUGCUGUGCCGCUUUGCCGACGCGCAGGGCCGCGUGUCCAACGAGAUCGCCAAGGGCCUGUACACCGAGAUGGCCGAGAGCAGGGGCCUGGUCGUGCGCUACCGCGGCGGCGACUACGGCUGCGAGGGCUGCCUGCGCAUCACCGUCGGAACGCCCGCCGAGAACCGCGUCGUUAUUGACACAAUGCGCACGCUGCUGUCCGCCAUUGCCUGA
Kickxella alabastrina is the source of this 1191-nucleotide messenger RNA. Its product is annotated as histidinol-phosphate aminotransferase. Lineage: Eukaryota; Fungi; Kickxellomycota; Kickxellomycetes; Kickxellales; Kickxellaceae. Gene Ontology annotation, biological process: L-histidine biosynthetic process. The transcript has a single exon. The coding region runs from base 1 to 1191 and encodes 396 amino acids. Gene Ontology annotation, molecular function: pyridoxal phosphate binding; L-histidinol-phosphate:2-oxoglutarate transaminase activity. The record is from RefSeq and is a predicted model, not a curated record.